CCGGCCCGCUCGCCCGCCGCGGCAGCCAUGGGACCGCGGGAGCCGCGCCACCGGCUGGAGGCGGUGCUCGGCGCCCUCUACGACCUGGGUGAGGAGCCCGGCGGCGGCCGGCGCGCUGCAGAGGACGGCGAAGCGAGAGCUGUGCCGCCGACAGUGGAGGAAGAAGAGGAGGAGCAAGAGGAGAGACGGGAGCCUCAGCCGGCGGCGGGCGGGCGGCGCGGCGCCCGCGGCUUCUUCGGGGAGCUGCGGGCCGAGCUGAGCGCCGCCGGCCCUGCCCCGCCGGCCCCCGCCGGCCCGCCCGCCGUGGAGGUGGUGGUGUUCCGCGGGAGGAAGAGGAAGGAGCGGCACGGCCCCUCGGCAGCGCCCGCCGGCACAGCACAGACCCAAAUAGUGAAUGAAGAGAAAAAUGCAGUCAGACAAGAAUUUAACUUUGAAAAGGCUCGCCUGGAAGUGCACAAGUUUGGAAUCACUGGCUACAAGAAGCAGGAGCAACGUGUUUGGGAACGGGAGCGUGCUAUCAUGCUGGGAGCCAAGCCCCCCAAAAAGGCACAUAUGAACUACAGGACUUACCAAGAGAAACUGAAAGAGAAAAAAGCAGUGAAAGAUGCUGAUAAGGAAAAGGAACAUAAAAGUGAUUCUCUUAAGAAGAAGAAGCAGAAAGAACAGAAGGAGAGGAAGGCCAAGAGGAAGAAAUCAGUGCCUAGCAUUUGGCCUGCAGGACAAGUUGGAAAAUUCAGAAAUGGGACCUUGAUUCUGCAAAGCCGUGACAUAAAGAAAAUUAAAUCAUCUAAAGUUAGCAAAUGAACUUCAUGAUACAGAAGGAAAUGGACAAUAUGCAUAAGAGAAUUCACGUUGCUACCAACACAGACUUCUGGGGCCUUUUGUGUAUCCACCAUAUCCUAAUUUUUUAAUCUUAUUUGUUAUUGCAGGAUUUUUAUGUAAUAUUCUGCCGUGGGAUGGAUAUUAGAAUUUACUAUUUUAUAAAUAAAGAUUAGAGUUCUUAUUAAGAAGGUUAUACAGGCUAUUUUUAUUAGUCAAUAUGUGCUAAAAAAGCCCUUUUUUUGUAGAAUCAGCUUAUUGGCUGUAAGUAAAAUAGUCAUUUAAUCCAUAAAUUAAUGGAUUAAUAUAAAUAUAUCUUUCAUAUGGAAGGAAUUUGGAAAAAGCAAUAUCUUACUCACUCUGAACUGGAAGUAGGUGUUCUCCAAACAUUUAUUGGACAUAAAUCUGUUUCUGUAUCCUUAUAGAUUAUUAGUGGAUAGUGGAACUGCACAAUAAUUUUUUUGUCCAGCAAAACCUCUUAAUGGUCAAAAUUACCUGCUUUGGAAUGAAAAUAAUACUUUUCUGAAGUUUUGUCCCGGGCAAGAAUUACACACUCAUCUUGUAUAACUCUGUAGAGAUCUCCAAAUAAGCACUUUGAAAUAGUGGUUUGGUGGCUUGGUUGUUUGAUUUUUAAAAACAAAACCAUGUAAGACUGAGCCAAAUGAGCAUGGACACUCAAAAGCUACUGGUUGUUCCAGUUAACUCAUGUUUGAUUUGAUUCCAUGCUUCUUAAGGCCUUUCUAUGAAAUCUUUACCAAAACUGCCUUUUGGUGCUAUGUGGAUUUCAGCAGUCUGGUGUUUCUGGAACAACACUGAUUGUUUUCUGUAGCUAAAUACUUAAUUUUGUUACUUUUAAGGCCCAACCAUUAGAAAUGGCAAUUGUUAGUAACACUUCCAAAAUGAAAGUUGAGUAUUUUAGAGGGAGACAAAGAUAAGGAUAACUUAGAUGACAGAAUUUGUUGUGUGUUGUAAGGAGAUGUGGAGCUUAUUGGAACAGCUCUAGCAGUGAAGGAUGUGUACAUGGUAAGGAAAACAGCCCUUACAGCAGGAACUUGUUCUAGGUGUUCUGGUACCCCUGUGGGCUGGGAGCCUGAGCAAGGUGAUCCCUGACCCGAAGUCUGUGUCUUGCCAGGCUUGCAGCACCAUUGGAGCUGCCCCUCCCAGGAUGGGAAAGUGUUCUGGGGUAGGGAGAGCCACAGUGUGGACAGGGAUGCUUUCUGGCACGCAGCUUCCCCCACACCUUCCACCUUCCUUUGCUCUGCCAGCACUGAGAGCACCAAGAGGAGGGAAAGGGCUUGGAGGGAUCAAGUGCCAGAGAGCAAGCAGAAGGGAGUGUUUCUGGACCCAUGUAGGAACAGAAGGGGUGUGCAGAGUUUGGUUGCUAAAUGCUGUUAUCACAUUUCCUAAUUGCAUAAUUUGAUUUCUUACUCAGUAUUGGUUGCAGAUUCAAACUAGAAUUAAGAUUCCUGUCUGGUUACAGACUUAAUGACUUAUUUGACAUUAGGGAAAUGUCAAAUCACAAUGGUGUGUGAAGGUGUAACCACUAAGAAUUUAGUACAGAGCAUCAAGACUUGUUGAGGCAACAGCUGUUGCUUUGGAUGUUGUAAGAUAACCUGUAUUUUACAAUUCAUGGUUAAUCCUUGAGCUUAGUUUUUACUGCUCACUUCAUGAUAAAGUUUUGUUCAUCUCACUUGGCAUAUAAUGUGGGACUUCAUAUGUUCUCCAUCAGCUUUGGUAAGUUAAAAUGUUCACUUUCCACCUCCACAGCUCCCAAAAGCUACUUGGGAGUGAAACUUGGUCAGAAUGGAGUGUAACUUUUGCAGUUGAGCUUGUAAGAUCUGUAAAAAGUUGAAAAAAAAUUAGUUCUUAAAUUAAAAAGUUGAAAACUGAAAUGCCAAGUCAACAGUGGAAUGUGAAAGCUUUUGGGGAAAACGAAAAGUUUAUUCGAAGUUUUGCACUUUCACACUUAAUGUGUGUAUGCAUUAUGAAAGGCUUCUGUUACAUGGAGAUAGGUUUGCUUUUUCAUAUCAUGUCCCAAGUUGUUUCGAGGUGUUCUGUAAGCAAUAUGAGCCAGAGCUAGCAGAGCAGGGCUGACAAAGAGAGGUGUUCCAGGCCACUGAAUCAGGGUAUGGCUGAAGCUGAGGCACAGAUGGUUGCUCCAAGGAAGGACAGUCUUGGCUUUCUCCAUUAACUGGAUUAUUCUUGACUGUAAGUAACAAAGCAGUAUCAACAGUAGGAGAUAGGCAUGCAAACUGCAUGAAUGCCUCAUCUAUGUAAUCAUAAUCUGUAAAAAUAAAUAGGGUACUGAUGCUGGA
This is a messenger RNA of Zonotrichia albicollis (white-throated sparrow), 3134 nucleotides long. The record is from RefSeq and is a predicted model, not a curated record. NCBI's taxonomy places the organism in Eukaryota, Metazoa, Chordata, Aves, Passeriformes, Passerellidae.